AUAGAAAGAAAUACAUAAAAAAUAUAAUUUUAAAACAUAUCUGUAUAAAAAGUGCAUUUAUAUUUUACCAGUUCAAAAAUAUCAUCACUCUUCAAUAGUUGAGAAGAAAUCGUAGCAAAGGGUAUAAAAGUCUAUAUGCCAGUGCGAGUUGAAUCAGUGCUAAGAUGUCAAAAAUUCUGCUCGGUUUUGGUGCCCUAGUGGUGGUCUACAUAGCGUGGUCGGCGUUCUCCAGUGAAUCUCCUAAACGCCUAGAAAUUGAUCAAAAUGAAUGGUGGGGGCCGAACGAACUUAAAGGGAAACAGGAUACCAGUAUCAGACCUUUCAAAGUACAGUUCAUCGAAGAGAUGAUAAAAGAUCUUAGAAAUCGACUGAAAAAUCAUCGGCCGUUCACCCCGCCUUUGGAAGGUAUAGCCUUUCAAUAUGGUUUCAACACUAAAGCGAUAGAACCCUGGUUAAAAUUCUGGGCUGAGGAGUAUCCUUUCAAAGAAAGGGAGGCAUUUUUCAAUAAAUUCCCGCAUUACAAGACUAAUAUCCAAGGUCUGGAUAUCCACUUCAUGAGGAUCAAACCACAGGUCCCAGCUGGAGUAGAUGUAGUACCUUUGAUUAUAUUGCAUGGCUGGCCAGGCUCUGUAAGAGAGUUCUACGAAGCUAUACCUUUAUUGACACAACAACAGCCUGGAUAUAACUUCGCGUUUGAAGUAAUUGCACCUAGUUUACCUGGAUUCGGAUUUUCUGAUGCACCGGUCCGACCAGGGUUAUCAACAACGCAAAUGGCAGUGAUUUUCAAGAAUCUAAUGACGAGACUUGGCUUCAAGAAGUUUUACAUUCAGGGCGGAGAUUGGGGCUCCACUACUGGCUCAGCGAUGGCCACCUUAUACCCUGAAGAUGUAUUAGGUUACCAUACGAAUAUGGCUAUUACUCAGGGUAAACAAGGUGGGUUUAAAACAAUGCUUGGCGCUUUCUUCCCAUCUCUUGUGGUGGAGAGUCAUUUGGCAGACCGAAUGUAUCCUCUCUCUGACUUCUUUGCGUACUUGAUGGAAGAAUUCGGAUACUUCCAUAUUCAGGCCACCAAACCAGAUACAGUUGGUGUUGCCCUAACCGAUUCUCCGUCUGGUCUUCUCGCGUAUAUCCUAGAGAAAUAUUCAACAAACACAAACCGUAAUCACCGCAAGUUACCUGACGGAGGCCUUGAGAGACGGUUCACCAAGACACAGCUGAUCGACAACCUGAUGGUCUACUGGUCUACUAAUAGAAUUACAACUUCAAUAAGACUGUACGCUGAAGAUUUGAGCACUAAGAACAGACAGUUGGAGAUUGAUGAUUACACGACUCCAGUACCAACAUGGGCGUUCCAAGCGAAAUACGAAGGUGUGUACCAACCUCCCAGCAUCCUGAAGACGAAGUACAUCAACCUUCUGGGCACCACAGUUUUAGAAGAUGGCGGUCAUUUCCUCGCUUUUGAACUGCCUGAAAUCUUCGUGAAAGAUGUCUUCAAAGCUGUUGAUGAAUUUAAAAAUUGGCACAAAAAUGAAUCAAAGAAUUCAGAGCUGUAAAGUGUUUUAAAUAAAUAAAGUUAUGAUUUAUAUA
Papilio xuthus (Asian swallowtail) is the source of this 1587-nucleotide messenger RNA. Its product is annotated as juvenile hormone epoxide hydrolase-like. Gene Ontology annotation, molecular function: epoxide hydrolase activity. Bases 165 to 1553 code for a protein of 462 amino acids. Gene Ontology annotation, biological process: epoxide metabolic process. Lineage: Eukaryota; Metazoa; Arthropoda; Insecta; Lepidoptera; Papilionidae. The transcript is spliced from 8 exons. The record is from RefSeq and is a predicted model, not a curated record.